Messenger RNA from Pseudopipra pipra, 2208 nucleotides. RefSeq lists its product as uncharacterized. The record is from RefSeq and is a predicted model, not a curated record. The coding region runs from base 546 to 1247 and encodes 233 amino acids. The transcript is spliced from 2 exons. NCBI's taxonomy places the organism in Eukaryota, Metazoa, Chordata, Aves, Passeriformes, Pipridae.
GGGAGAGUGAUUCCCGUGCAAAAAUGCUCACUGCCGACCCAGGGUUUCACUGAACACUACUGGAUGUCUUCCCCUGCCUUUUCAACCAGAAGCCACAUCCUUCUUCUCAGAAGUCAGCGAGUCGCUUGCCACCAGCACUGGCAACAAUGCCAGGGGGUACCAAAUUACAUUAGGCUACGGCCACGUCUCCCCAGCCGCACCAUUGCAGGGCUAAUGGAAAAAAAACUAAGACUUUCACGGCAGGAAGCAGGACGCUUGCGUGCAUACAAGAAAGGGAUUCAAAGACUAAAAGGGGAGACAUAGUCCAGUUUGAAAUUUCAGAGGAUAGUUUUUCUUUCCUCUGAGUAGACAAAAGCUACUGCAGGUCUAAGACCUCUCUUUCUUCGAGUUGUUCUGUCUCGUGAAGCUUUAAGGAUGAAGGCCUCUAAGGUUUUUCUAAAGUUUCUCGUCUCUGCCGUGGAAGGCCUGCACCGGCAGCAGGGUGUGGGGUGAGCUGUGGGGGCUUUGUGACGCAGGACUGCCUUGUGCCCGGAGACCACUGUGACAUGGCGGCCAGCCCCCCUGGCCGUGGGGGGAUUGCGGGAGCCCUGGGGUGCCCAGUGCCAGGAGAGCAGCUCCCGCAGGAGGCAGCAUCUCCCCUGGGUGCUUUGGCACGUCUCUGCCAGAGAAUGCCAAAGACAGAGAUGGAGAACCUUGCCGAGAAUGCAAAUUCUCAGCUCCGCGAGGAGAACUCGGAGACAGGGUGCCAAGCGGGCAACACCCAGCCCCAUGCGGCGCCUCCGGAGAGCCUGGGCCGGGCCUCGGGCCUCCACGGCGACAGACUGCCAGCGCUCCCCGGCCAACAGAGCUUGAAGGGCACCGGCAGCCACCCAGCCAUCGUGCCAAGCAAGACGAAGCCUGCGCAGGGGCUGGGGACCAGCCGCCAGGCCCGCCCCAAGCUCAGGGCUUCCUGGAGCAAAGCCACCCAGCCAUGGCAGCAGCACUGCCUGGAGGAGGAGGAGCUCCCAGAGCAGACGGGCCACGACCAUCUGGCCUCCCUGCCAUGGCUUGAUGGCAGAGCCGGGCAGGUAAAUGCCAAGGACGGGAGGGGAUGGCAUCAGAGGGGACAGGGGGAUGAGCCUCCCUCUCCUGGGGCCAGCCGCUGCACUGCACCGCUGCAACCCCAUCACCUCCCACGGCCCUGUCCCAGCGGCUCCUGCUGCCAGCUGCCCGGCACACAUUUGCUGGGGGGAAGCGGGAGACCUUGACAAAGCACCCAAUCCCAGAAUCCUUAGGCUUGCAAGGGCCCUCUGGAGAUCAUCCACUGCAACCUCCCUGCCAAGUCAGGCUCACCUGAGGCAGCUCACACGGCAAUGCGUCCGGGGAGCUUUGCAAUGCCUCCGGAGACAGAGAUUCCAGCACCUUCCUGGGAAGCCUGUGCCAGCGCUCUGCCACCCUCAGCGUCAAGAAGUUCUUCCUCCUCAUCUUGAGGGAGAUCUCGGAGAUCUCCUCCACAAAUGUCCCUCUCUCCUUUCUCAUCUGCCUGGCAAACCCAGAGCUGACAGGCCUGAAGGGACUGGAGGCCAUCUCCAGCCAGCAGAAGGUGCUGGAGUGGCUCGAAGCCUAUUUCGACGCCAGCACUACCUACGCACUGCCCGCUCUGCCCUGGCAAGGGCCCUGGGCGCCGGCGCUGCAGGCAGGAGCUUGCCUCUUGCCCGAACAGCCCCUUGGCCACACGUCUCCUCCUGCCACGGCUGCUCACGGCCCGGCGCGACGCCAGCCGCGCUCCCUGUUGGCCAGGCUGCUCGGGGCUGCACGCAGGCUGUUCCUUGGCAGCCGUGUCCCACCAGAGCGGGAGCAGCAGCACCGGGCUCACAGUGCCAGGCAGGUGCCUGGAGGUGACCCUGCUGAGCCUCAGCGGCGGCUGAGAGCGCGGCACAGGGAGGCACCCCGGCCGUGGCUGCAGGGACGGUGCCUCAGCCAUUGGGCUGCCCCAGGUGCACCCUGCCCAACUGGGCUCACCCGCUCAUUCCUGGGACCAGCCUAUGAGGCCCCGAAAGACACCUUAGGGCUUCCGCUGCUUCACAGCUUGAGCACAGUUUGCCCACAGUCAGUAGGCUAAAGAUAGAUUAGACAGGUUAGAUAAAUAGAUAGGUAGAUAGAUAGAUAGAUAGAUAGAUAUCAAUAGAUUAUAAUUUUUCUUCAAUAAAACCUUCAGUUUCACCCAAA